AUGCCUAUUCCAACUGAAGUUGUGGGGUCUCUACCCCGUCCAAGCUGGCUACAGCAGGCUUUCGGGGAUUAUGAUCAGGGAAAGAUAACAUAUGAAGAAUUGCAAAAAUACCAAGACAAAGCAUGUGAAGAUUCAAUCCAGCUUAUGGUUGCGGCUGGAGAGCCAGUUGUUACCGAUGGCGAGCAACGCGCUAGCUCUUUUGCUACAUAUCCUUUGACAGAUACGCUUGGUGGAACCGGAUUGGCAAAAAACCUUGUCGCAGACGGACAGUACUUUGCCUUCUUCGACGAUGGACACCAUCGUCAAUUGCCUCGCCUGACCGGUGGUCCAUUCCGCUACAAGACAUAUGCGUCCGACUAUUUGCAAAAAUCAUCCAAGGGUGUAUCGGCUCCGAUGAAAACGGCUGUGAUUGCACCGAGUAUGCUAAGCCUUCUAUAUCCACUAGAUGAAAAUCUACCAGACUACACGAGGGAGCAGUUCCUUUCGGAUCUUUGUGAUGAGUGUGAGAAAGAUGUUCGUCAGGCUUUCAAUGCCGGGGCAGUUCGUGUUUCAAUUGACUUCACUGAGGGACGCCUCGCCUCGAAGAAUGACCCUCGUAACCCUUGGACUGGCCGCAAUAUGCUGAAGUCUUUUGUUGAUCUCAACAAUCGUGUAAUCGAUAGAUUCACUCCUGAGGAGCGCAAGAACAUCGGAAUCCACACUUGUCCAGGAGGCGAUUGCGACUCGGUGCAUAGUUUUGACGUUCCUUACGAAAGUCUCUUACCAAGCAUGUUUAAGAUGAAUGUCGGAUACUUCUUGAUCCAAUGUGCAUCCGAGAUCGAAAAAGAGAAGGUAUACAAGCUUGUCGGAGACAAUAUUCGUAAGGAUGCGAAUGGAGUAAAACAAGUGAGCUCUCUGAUGGCUGUUCGGAAGAACAAAGUGAUCAAAGCGAGAGCAAAAACAUCUCAGGUUGCAUUUAUCGGGGUUACCAAUCCAUCAAACCCUACGGUCGAGACCCCGGAGCAGGUGGCUGAUGCUCUAGUGGUUGCCUCGAAGUACAUUUCCAAGGAUCAACUUGGCGCAACUGACGACUGUGGGUUUUCCCCAUUUAGCAUUGAUUCCAAGCCGAAACACGGCUCUCCCGACUACGCCCGUGAUAUCGCAUUUAUGAAGAUCACGGCUCGAAUCAAAGGGGCAAAGAUCGCCAGUGAGCGGCUCGGGGUUUAG
Rhizoctonia solani is the source of this 1206-nucleotide messenger RNA. Its product is annotated as cobalamin-independent synthase, catalytic domain-containing protein. NCBI's taxonomy places the organism in Eukaryota, Fungi, Basidiomycota, Agaricomycetes, Cantharellales, Ceratobasidiaceae. The coding region runs from base 1 to 1206 and encodes 401 amino acids. The transcript has 11 exons. The record is from RefSeq and is a predicted model, not a curated record.